Molecule: messenger RNA, 1332 nt
Organism: Danio aesculapii
Lineage: Eukaryota; Metazoa; Chordata; Actinopteri; Cypriniformes; Danionidae
Gene: prpf18
Product: PRP18 pre-mRNA processing factor 18 homolog (yeast)
Exons: 11
Coding region: 103-1158 (351 amino acids)
Biological process (GO): generation of catalytic spliceosome for second transesterification step; RNA splicing
Cellular component (GO): U4/U6 x U5 tri-snRNP complex; U2-type post-spliceosomal complex; U5 snRNP
Source: RefSeq, a predicted model, not a curated record
CAGUAAACGGAAGCGUCGUUUGUACUUCUUCCCGUUGUAUGUUUAUGUAAAAGUGGCACAUUUUCUGACACAGUCCUAAGUGUUUUGUUAUUCUUUUGAGACAUGGACAUCCUGAAAGCUGAGAUUGCGAGGAAACGAAAGCUCAUAGAGGAGAAAGAGCUCAUAGAUGACUCAAAGAAAUACUUUAAACGGGCUGAACUCGCGCGCAAAGAAGAGGAGGAUUAUUACAGGAGAUGUGGAUACAAGGUUUCUAAUGAGCAGCCUGUGAGACAGAUGGACAAACCCGACGAGGAGGCGCCUCCUUCUACAUCAGCCAAUCCGGUGUUAGAACUAGAGCUCACGGAGGAGAAGCUGCCAAUGACGCUAUCUCGACAGGAGGUGAUCAGACGUCUGAGGGAACGUGGCGAGCCCAUCCGUCUGUUUGGAGAAUCCGAUUACGAUGCUUUCCAGAGACUCCGCAAGAUUGAAAUUCUGGCACCUGAAGUAAACAAGGGUUUGAGGAAUGACCUCAAGGCUGCUAUGGAUAAGAUCGAUCAGCAGUAUCUGAAUGAGAUUGUGGGUGGAGCAGAGGUCGCAGAACUGGACACACAACACGAUCUCAAAGUGCAUGAAGAAAAUACCACUAUUGAGGAGCUGGAGGCUCUGGGGGCAUCUCUUGGCACUGGUAAUGACGUCAGAGACAUGGACAUCAUAAAUAAAGUACUCAGGUUCUUGCUGGGUGUGUGGGCUAAAGAUCUGAACAGCCGAGAAGACCACAUAAAGCGUAGUGUUCAGGGAAAACUCGCCAGUGCCACCCAAAAACAGACUGAAUCAUAUCUAGAACCUCUUUUCAGAAAACUGCGCAAGAAGAAUUUACCAGCAGAUAUUAAGGAGUCCAUCACAGACAUCAUAAAGUUCAUGCUGGAGAGGGAAUAUGUUAAGGCGAAUGAUGCCUACCUGCAGAUGGCUAUAGGAAACGCUCCAUGGCCCAUCGGUGUAACCAUGGUGGGUAUCCAUGCUCGUACUGGACGUGAGAAGAUCUUUUCCAAACACGUCGCCCAUGUGCUCAAUGACGAGACCCAGAGGAAGUACAUUCAGGGGCUGAAAAGAUUAAUGACAAUCUGUCAGAAACAUUUCCCAACAGACCCCUCAAAGUGUGUGGAGUACAACGCUCUGUGACAAAGUAUUCGGAGACAUGUUGUCCUGCCAUGUUGUACAAUGUUAGACUCUCUCUUAUUCUCUCAAUUUGUAGAUAACUUCUUGACUGUAAAUAUUCCUCACAUUUAAGAAUAUGCAUCUGCAGUGUGUGUGUGUGUGUGUUUUGUUUUUUAAAUAAAAGCUGACAUUAAUGUA